AUGGACGGGGGCCCGGCGACGUGAACACGUAGAACGAUCGCCGCGGUUGUCCGUGGUAAGAGUUGUAGUCGGCAGUGUUGCUAUAGUCAGGUACCCGACAGGAAUAGAUCGACGAACUCAGCGUCGUCACAAUAAUAAUAUAUCGUGUGGGUUCAACCUCCGUACACAAACCGUAAUAGAUAUAGUAUUAUAUUGUCGACGUUCUCAGCUACACAGAAAUCAACCGCACGUCGUAUACACAGUAAAUAAUAAUAAUAUCAUCAUAUUUUAAUAAGUACUAUAUAUAUUAUACAUAUUGCAAAAUUAUUAUACAAUAUCACCGCACUUGCUCUCAGUCGAAAUGUUCAGCGGCAAAUGCACGAGUGCGGCCAGAUUAGAUGGCAAGACCGCUAUCGUCACCGGUUCGAACACGGGAAUCGGCAAAGUCACGGCCAAAGAAUUCUACAGAAUAGGUGCUAAGGUUAUUGUUGCGUGUCGGGAUGUUAAAAAAGCGGAACAAGCUGUUUCGGAGAUAGUGGCCGAUGUAAAAGGUGAUAAUCUAGGACAACUGGUCGUAGAGGAAUUGGAUUUGGCAUCUUUCGCAUCGAUUAAACGCUGUGCAAAAAAUAUUUUGCAAAAGGAAAAAAAUAUUCAUCUCUUAGUGAACAAUGCUGGGGUAAUGGCGUGUCCUAAGAGUAAAACCCAAGAUGGUUUUGAAACACAGUUUGGCGUGAAUCACUUGGGACAUUUUCUAUUCACAUCACUACUAUUGCCAAGAAUCCGAAAUUCAACGCCGGCUCGCAUUGUUAACGUUUCAUCAAUGGCUCACACAAGAGGUGUGAUUAAUUUCGAGGACAUAAAUUACGAUGCAAAUUACUCGGCCUUGGUAGCUUACAGUCAAAGCAAACUGGCUAAUGUGCUGUUUUCAAAGGAACUGUCGAAAAGGCUCGACGGUACCGGAGUACACGUAUACAGUCUACAUCCUGGAAUUGUUCAAACCGAAUUAGGAAGAACGAUCGACCAAGUGUACUUUCCGGGAAUGCGAUUCCUGGCCCGUUUCUUUCUCUAUCCGUGGAUUAAAACCCCAGAACAAGGAGCUCAGACUACUUUACAUUGUUCGAUAGACGAAAAAGCUGGAGAAGAAAAUGGUCUCUACUACAGCGAUUGUAAGGUAAAAGAACCGUCAGCAUUAGCCAAAGAUCCGGAAUUGGCCAAAAAACUUUGGGAUAAAAGUAUUGAAAUGGUAGGUUUAAACGAUUACGACAUGUUCAACUGCGAAGACACGCUGCCUGCGCCGUUAAAAGAUAUCUGAACAAAUAUUUUUAAUUAUUAAUCAUUUAUAUUUUAUUUUACAUAAUUAUUUUUUAUAUAUACUUAAAAGUUUAUACAUUUAUAAGCAUAAAUUUGCAUUUUUAUAAUAAACUAAUUUUUCAAUUACAAA
Aphis gossypii (cotton aphid) is the source of this 1420-nucleotide messenger RNA. Its product is annotated as retinol dehydrogenase 12-like. The record is from RefSeq and is a predicted model, not a curated record. The transcript is spliced from 6 exons. Bases 341 to 1291 code for a protein of 316 amino acids. NCBI's taxonomy places the organism in Eukaryota, Metazoa, Arthropoda, Insecta, Hemiptera, Aphididae.